AUGUUAAAGAGAGUCCUGGACGAGGUUGUCUGGCGCUAUUACUCUUCAAUGUGUCACAGGCUAAUACACCAUGGACUACAAUCCGGAGUCCAGGCAUACUCGCGUCGCCUAAACCCUAUUUUGCCGCUCAGACAAAUCUCUAAAUACCAAUCUCGCCGCCUAACAACGGUCACUGUUCCUCCUCCCGGCCCGAAUAAAUCACCUCGCCGACUCCGUAUUUUACUUUCCAUACUCCUAUUUGGCUACCUAGGUAGGAGAUAUAUGUCAAGUGAAAUAAAUCUAUUUACUGGUCCAAUUAUAGAACCCGCUAGCCCAGAAGAUAUAGAGAUAACAACAUCCUUGAAUUCCCGUUUUGACCAGCUCGAGAUUGUGAAGAGAUUACGAGAAGAUCCCGAUUAUACGGAAUGGGAACCAUAUGGGAACUUUACUGAAGAAGAAAAGAAGGCGAGGCUCACUAGUGGGUGUCUUCGGGGGUCCAGAGGGUUGUCAUGCCAGCAUGUGUUCUACAAUUCUAAAGAGAACAUUCUCAAAUCUGUCUUAUACCUUGGCAACGGGCUUGAUGGAUGGCCUACUGUUGUGCAUGGUGGUACAAUCGCUACAAUUCUUGACGAAAAUAUGGGCCGUUUAGCCAUCGAGAAUCUACCCGAGCGCACAGGGGUUACUGCCAAUCUCAACAUAUCCUAUAAAGCCCGCCUCGGACGAGACCAAUACAUAAUUAUCGAGGCGAAAUAUGAUCGCCUUCUGAGUUCUGAAAGGAAGGCAGUUGUUGAAGCCGUCAUUAAGGAUCAUAAAGGGAAGGUCUAUUCGGAGGCCAAAGCAUUAUUUGUGUACCCUAAAACACUGAAGUUGAGGACACUGGGAGAGAAAUUUUAG
Molecule: messenger RNA, 873 nt
Organism: Trichophyton rubrum CBS 118892
Lineage: Eukaryota; Fungi; Ascomycota; Eurotiomycetes; Onygenales; Arthrodermataceae
Exons: 2
Coding region: 1-873 (290 amino acids)
Source: RefSeq, a predicted model, not a curated record